AAAGGGGAAUGGAGCAAAGCAACCACAUGGAGGUGCCAACAUGAUAGCUGAUCCUGCUGAAGAAACCUCCAAGGAUGACAGAGGAAUGGGAAAUGAGGAGAGGAAUGCUGGACAGUUCUACCAUGUGUGUGACAAAGAUGACAGUGGCACAGCUGUUGCAAGGGCUGGAGAGGAACUGCACCCGCUUGAUAUGUGGGUCAUGGACUCUGGUGCUGCAUGGACAAUGACACCACGCAAGGACUUGCUGGAUGCUGUGCGAGCGCCUCCAAUCUCCGAAGUGCGCUCAGCAUCCGGACAUGCAGUGAAGGUCGCUGGAGUUGGUCGAGCUGCAUUCAGAGCACCUGAUGGUGGACUGGUCGUGCUUAAGGACGUGUUACUCGUACCGGGGCUGAAGGCCAAUCUGAUAUCACUGCGCAAGCUAGGCCAAGCCGGAGUCAGCACCACCACCAAUGGAUCCAAAACAUUCAAGGGGCUGCGAGGAGAUCGUGUAUUAUGGGAUUUACACGAAAGCAGAGAUGUCUUCAGAUCCAUGUGGCAGAUCCCUGCACUGAUAUGGGAAUCAACAAAGAAGGAGUUGGGAGCAGUAAAGGCGGGAUCUGGAGUCCUGGGGGAGUGCAAUGCAGUUAGUGCUGCAGGAGUGACGGUUUCUGCACGGUCGGGGGAGACUGAUUGGGAAACCACACACAGGCGUCUAGGGUAUGAAGCUAUGCCAUUGCUGCAGCAACUGCAUAAGGAAGAAGCAGUAAAGGGGCUCAAGCUUUCUGGGCAACCAAAUGAUACCAAGUGCGAGACAUGUCUGCUGAGCAAGUUCACACGGUUCCCCUUUCACGGCGUAGCUGGGAAAAGCAAGGCAGCACUGGAACUGGUGCACAUGGACCUGGUAGGACCUUUUCCAGUCCGAGGAAGUAAGGGGGAAAGGUACUUCCUGACAAUAGUUGAUGACUGGAGUCGGUUGAUGUGGGCAUACCCGUUGAAGCAGAAGGAUCAUGCUGCCUCAACAAUACGAGAUGAUUGGCUGCCGUUCGUCGAGCGACAAUCUGGGCACCCAUGCAAGAGCAUCAGAACCGACCGAGGUGGAGAGUUUCUAGGAGGAGAUCUGACUGCGUGGCUCAAGAAACAAGGCAUUGAGCAUCAGCUAACGACGUCCUAUACCCCUCAGUCAAAUGGCGUUGCUGAGAGGGCUAAUAGGACCAUCCUGGAAACUGCGCGAGCGCUGCUGAUCGAAUCAGGGCUGGGGAACUCCAUGUGGCCUCAUGCGGUGAGGCAUGCUACAGUGGCAAGGAACCGCGUACUCACAAAGGUGGCUGAUGAUAUGUGGGUACCGCUGGAGAGGUGGCUUGGAAAGAAGCCUCCAGUGGACAUGCUCAGAGUGUUCGGAUGCAUGGCAGUGGCGCAUGUCCCUAAACCGUACAGGACAAAGCUUGGAGCAUCUGCACUGUGGUGUGUGCACCUUGGACUUGCGGCAGAGAGCAAGGGGUGGCUACUCUGGGAGCCCUCGAAGAAUGUGCUGUUUGACAGUCGGGAUGUCAAAUUUGUGGAGAACAUCAUGUAUGGCAAGUGGGAGAAGCAGCCUGAGGCAAGGGUCACCCAGCAGCUGGAAGAGAUCACUAUGCACUUCGAUUUGUCCGAACCUGAGGACAGCGAAGUCACGGCGCCAACGGCAAGCGGUACUGAUGAAGGAAGCAAUGAGGAUAUUGCAGCUGAUGCUGAAGUCAAGGAUCCGGAGCAGCAGCAGCAGCAAGAGGCUUCCAAAACACCAAGUCUGCCAAAGCGAAGGAAACAGAUUGGUGGGGGGACAAAGGAUUGGGUGAAGGUGAAAGAAUGGGUAAAUCCAACCAUCUACCCUGCACGUACCAGAAUGGCAACGAGAAAGCUGCUGAGCUCUACAAGUGGAGGAGCCACAACUGAGCAGCAGGAACAGGCUCAAGGCGAAGAUGCAGUGCUGUUCUUGGGUGAUGACCAAGAGUCAGAUGACGAGGAGCCUGCAUACUGCUUUUACGCACCAAUACAACCUCCGAGCAUGGAUCAUGCGCUAGCCGGGCCUCAACGGGGGAAGUGGCUCGUUUCAAGAGAUGCAGAGUACAACAGCCAGAUGGAGAAUCACACAUGGGACCUGGUAUACUUGCCAAAUGGGAAGAAGGCAAUACAGUGCAAGUGGCUGGCAAAAAUCAAGACGGAUGAGAAAGGAGAGCCAUCAGUUUACAAGAGCAGGCUGGUGGCAAAGGGGUUUCAGCAGAAAGAGAAGGAAGAUUACAAAGAAGUGUUUGCCCCAACUGCUAAGUCUCCAACGCUACGUGUGCUGCUGGCGGUAGCUGCUGUGCGUAAAUGGAAGGUGAAGCAGAUGGACAUCGUAACCGCUUUUCUGUACGGCAUUGUGGAAGAGGAGGUGUACAUGGUUCAACCACCUGGCUAUGAGGAUGGAACCGGUCGUGUCUGCAAACUUAACAAGGCCAUCUAUGGCUUGAAGCAGGCCCCGAGAUGCUGGUACAACAGGCUGGCCAGUGCACUGGAAGGGAUUGGAUUCCGUGCGAGUGCAUGCGACGAGAGCCUAUUCCUGAUGGGCGAGGGGGAGUCGCUUGUGCUUCUGCUGGUGUACGUGGAUGACAUCCUGCUCUUCAGCAGCAGUGACAAGGAGAUCGAUGGGGUGCAGCGUAAGCUCACAGAGCAGUUCAAGUGCAAGUCACUUGGAGAGGCAAGGUACUACCUGGGAAUGCACAUUGAGCGGGAUACUGAACGUGGCUGGCUCAAGCUGCAUCAGGGACAGUACAUCAACACCUUGGCUGAGAAGUACUCUCUGCAGGAAGAACGGGAAGUGGUUACACCUUUGCCUUCCGAGUUCAAACUCAUAAAGGCAGCUGAAGGAGAAGGAGUUGAGACUGAAGACCAGAGGCAAUUCCAAUCCAUGGUCGGGAGCCUACUCUACGCUGCUGUGCAUACUCGGCCUGACAUCAGCUUUGCUGUGGGACAGCUGGCUCGAGUAGUGCAAAAUCCAACAGAAGAGCAGUGUGGUGCAGCGGAGAGAGUGGUGCGCUACCUCAAGUCAUACCCUACAGUGGGAGUACAGUAUUCAGCCUCUGCUCAACUCAGGCAAAAAGGAGUUGAAGUCCUUCAAGAGAAGGGGGAGCAGCUCGGAGAAGGAAAGGUGUUCCUUUCCUGUUUUGCUAAUGCCACGUGGGCUUCUGAGCAUGAGGAUUCAUCAUCAGUUGGUGGAUACAUCUGCAUGGUGGGAGGUGGGCCUGUAAGUUGGAGGUCCAAGAAGCAGUCUGAAACGGCACUAUCUUCAGUGGAAUCUGAGUACAUGGCAAUGUUUCAUGCGGCAAAAGAAAUCAUUUGGCUAAGGAGGCUCUUGAAGGAGAUCGGCCAUGAACAGACUUGUGCGACACCUCUGUUCAGUGACAGCAAGGGAGCCAUUGCCAUGGCACGCAAUGCAAUGUGCUUGGUUUGUGCAUGACAUCGAGCACAUUCCAACGAGCCAAGAAUUGUUGGAAUCGGAGCACAUAUGAAGAAGUUAUGAAGAAAUGUUUGAUGGAUUUGUUACAACUCAUUGGAAGUCCUUGUGAGCUGCUACACCAAAGUUGGAGAGCCCUAUAACAAGGAGGGACCAGCAUGUGUGGGACUUUUGUCCCCACCCUGCAGCUGCAGCAUUUGGGGUUUGGAGGCCAACCUCGUACAGUGUGAAUUUUGUCUUGCCAGGCUGGCUGAACCUGAGGAUGGGGAGUCAAGACUUUGACUCUUGUCAUGUUCUUGACCAUGGGCCUGCAGGGUCCUUCCCUUUCAUCCUUCCCUUCCAUCCCUACCUUCCAACUGUGCUUCAAUGCCUUUUCAAUCAUGCCUCUGAACUUGUAAGCUUCAAUCAUUGUGA
This is a messenger RNA of Closterium sp. NIES-67, 3862 nucleotides long. NCBI's taxonomy places the organism in Eukaryota, Viridiplantae, Streptophyta, Zygnematophyceae, Desmidiales, Closteriaceae. The record is from the annotation of a GenBank genome assembly.